Molecule: messenger RNA, 867 nt
Organism: Saprolegnia parasitica CBS 223.65
Lineage: Eukaryota; Oomycota; Saprolegniomycetes; Saprolegniales; Saprolegniaceae
Product: serine/threonine protein kinase
Exons: 3
Coding region: 1-867 (288 amino acids)
Biological process (GO): protein phosphorylation
Molecular function (GO): ATP binding; protein kinase activity
Source: RefSeq, a predicted model, not a curated record
AUGCUACCAUGUGCACUCGCAGGACACGGAGAGGAACCUCGCAGCAUCGACCGACACUGGAGCCAGCCCACCCACAAGCCCCCAGGUCUGUUUCUACCAAGGACCAAGUCCGUGACGAUCGACCAACUGCCAUUUGCUGUCGACACCAGCAGCCAGUGGUUUCGAGGGCAAUUCAACGGUCGUGACGUCAUUCUCAAGUCGAUUCGCACGACCGACCCUUCCGUGUGGACCGACCUCCGUCUGCAUUCCAGCUUUAAGUCGCCGUACGUCAUUGAGCUCCUGGACGGGAUCAUCGAUGCAACGACCGCGAGCGUACAGCUCAUCUUCGAGUCCAUGGAGGGCACCCUUCGAAGCGCACUCGACUCGAGCUUGCUCGACGAGCGCAAGAAAAUACAAGUGGCGCUCGACAUCGCACAUGGCCUCGCCUACGUGCACGGCCAAUCGCUCGUCCACUGCAACCUCAAGCCCGGAAACGUCUUUGUCGACCAUUUCGGCCGCGCCAAGCUCGCCGACUUGGACUUGUGUUGCGACCCAAAGCACGUGCGCAAGACCAUCGGCACACCGCAGUACAUGGCACCCGAGCUCACGGCGUUCGACAGCACGACCGAGGUUUCAUUUCCCGUCGAUGUCUACGCCUUUGGCGUUCUCCUCGCGGAGCUGAAUACGGGCGACGUGCCGUACAGUGACGGCGACUACGUGAGCCAGUUUGCGCUCUGGAAAGACGUCCAGGGUGGUCGUCGCCCUGCACUGCGAGACGACUGCCCCGCGUGGUAUCGGGACCUUGCGAUCGCGUGCAUGGCUGCCGAGCCAAGCGCUCGCCCUACUGUGGCCGAGAUCAUUCUCCGUCUGGAGCCUCAGUUGCAUUAG